This is a messenger RNA of Phycomyces blakesleeanus NRRL 1555(-), 579 nucleotides long. RefSeq lists its product as hypothetical. Bases 1 to 579 code for a protein of 192 amino acids. Lineage: Eukaryota; Fungi; Mucoromycota; Mucoromycetes; Mucorales; Phycomycetaceae. The record is from RefSeq and is a predicted model, not a curated record. The transcript has 4 exons.
AUGUUACUCACUCUUGAUUAUAUCAUCUCAAAAAAUCUAUGUUGCAAAUUUACUAUAAUAUCUAUCCCCAACUGCAGACUCACUCCUUCUCUUACAAGCACUGAUGUCCAGUUGCUACAAGCUUUGAAUGCGAUGAAAGAAGAGAUGAACACCAUGAAGGAUAAGAUUAUCCUGAUAGGCACAAGAAUUGAUGUAGUCAUCACUGGUAACACAACUGCCAUCAAUGGAAUUGAUGUCUUGUCUGCCCUCCCAGCACCUGUGAAUAUAUCUACUAUUGUUGCAUCCACAUCUGCUGCCCUUCCCACCUCCAAAUCAGAUGAUACUAACAUUGUAUUUGGAUACAUCUAUGGUUAUAUGUGGAACCCAAAGCUAAAAUCAAGAGACCAAGCAGAAAUUCAAGUGAAUGCCAUAAAACCAAAGUGGGCAGUUGAUAUUCAUUUUGAUUGCUCUCCAAAUAGAGAGUUAGUCAAACAACUCUUGUAUUACUUGGAAAAGAAGUUUGCUGGCACUGAUAUGAGGAUACACGACCUUCUAGAUGUUGCCAGCAAAGGGAACUUCCAGAAACAAGACAAGCCUUGA